AGGACUUUGCUGCCCGUAUCCAAGAUGGCGGCUCUUGGUGGGCGUAGCCAGUGAUGGAGUCUCCGAGAAAGCGGGCUAUGGCGGCGGCUACGGAGAGGAGUUGGGAGGACGAAGCGGAGGAGGAGGAAGAGGAGGUUGAGCAGUUCGUGUUGGUGGAAUUGUCAGGAAUUAUUGAUUCAGACUUUCUCUCAAAAUGUGAAAAUAAAUGCAAGAUUUUGGGAAUUGACACUGAAAGGCCAAUUCUGCAAGUGGACAACUAUGUCUUUGCUGGGGAAUAUGAAGAUACUCUUGGAACCUGUGUUAUAUUUGAAGAAAGUGUUGAACAUGUGGAUCCAGAAGGGAAUGAUAAAACAGUGCUGAAAUACAAAUGCCAUACAAUGAAGAAGCUCAGCAUGACAAGAACGCUUCUGACAGAAAAGAAGGAAGGAGAAGAAAACAUAGACGGGGUGGAAUGGCUGCAAAUGAAGGAUAAUGAUUUCUCCUAUAGACCCAACAUGAUUUGUAGCUUUCUACAUGAAAAUGAAGAUGAAGCUGCAGCUCCAGCCCCGGAUAAACCUUUGGAGUUGGAAGAACAAGAGAUUCAAAUGAAAGACAGUGCACAGCUGUUUGAACAGGAGAAAGGACUACACUCGGAAACAGCUCAUCCUGGACCUCCUGUUGAUACUUCUUCAUGAGAAAGUUCUGUUUUCAUGAAAACUCAAGAUGGAAAUAUUUCUCAUAUUGGCCAGUUAUGAACUUUUUAAAAAGAGGUUUUGUGUAAAAUAGUUGACUGUAGCAUUCGGCCGGCUCACCGUUUUGUUCUUGUCAGCCAUACGUGUAUUCUCAGUUAUGUACCAGAAUCAUGCAAAACCAUGUUUGAAUUACAUUUUUAAAAAUAUGA
Messenger RNA from Nannospalax galili (Upper Galilee mountains blind mole rat), 880 nucleotides. It is a transcript of the gene Gtf3c6, whose product is annotated as general transcription factor IIIC subunit 6. Gene Ontology annotation, cellular component: transcription factor TFIIIC complex. Lineage: Eukaryota; Metazoa; Chordata; Mammalia; Rodentia; Spalacidae. The record is from RefSeq and is a predicted model, not a curated record. Gene Ontology annotation, biological process: transcription by RNA polymerase III.